Messenger RNA from Lytechinus pictus (painted urchin), 5908 nucleotides. RefSeq names its product divergent protein kinase domain 2A-like. The record is from RefSeq and is a predicted model, not a curated record. NCBI's taxonomy places the organism in Eukaryota, Metazoa, Echinodermata, Echinoidea, Temnopleuroida, Toxopneustidae. Bases 145 to 1272 code for a protein of 375 amino acids. The transcript has 8 exons.
GAUAUCCACUGCGCUUCCGCAUUCAAAUUCGGGAAUGCUUGGCCUUGCCCUUGGCAUCAAGAAGGAAACAUUCAACGUUAAACUGUGGCUUAUUCCAUGUUUUAAAGGCUUUCUACGACUCGAGAUUCUUCACAAACAGCAAAGAUGGCCACUGUAAGGCGCUACUUGAAUCAAUUUGCAAAUCGCUUUUGCAUCACCACCUCACAGCAAUUAAUCUGGCUUGCCGUUUUGUCGUCAUUGUGUCUCUUUGUGUAUUAUCAGCUUUACCUUCACUUCACUACAAAUCACCUUGAGAGUGAAUAUUUUGUUGAUGCUACCAAGUGUCCGGCCUGCUUCGGAACGACCCUCUGCAAGCGUUUCAGUCGAGGAGAAUUUCAGUUCCAUUCAUACUCCUCCAUUCGCAUCCUUGAUUUCGUCAACCUCAAGAACGUCUACUUUGCUACCUACCUCGAUCAGAAACCCGUCGUCUUGAAGAAGCUCGGACACACCUCUGAACACAACCAGUUUGACCGAGACCUCUGUACCAACGCGGAAAGUGGCCUUCUUGGAUGCGACGUCUCGCAGCAGAUUUACAAGUCUAAGCUCUCGGAUAUCAUGUAUGCGGAUAGGCUUGAGGAGAAGGAUGUCAUGGGUCUAUCUGAUUUGGUUAGGUGUCCGUCUAGGAGGCUUUUAGACAGGAUUUGGGAUACGUUUGGAGAGAGGCAGUUCGAUCAUUCUUUGGCGAGAGAUAACAAGCUGAUGUUGGCCACAACUAUUGCUUUCAACCCAGAGCCACUCAUUUAUCAGGCUUUUCCUAACCGGAAAGGCUGGCCAUUCCCAGUGUACAUGGGUGCAUGUGGGAGGUUUACUGUUCAGGAAUACAGCGGGCAUACGCUAAGCUACUUCUACCAUUUUAACUUCAACGUCAGAGCUGCACUAGCCAUUCAGGCAUUGAAGAUAGCGGAACAACUAUCUGAGAACAGGGAAGAGUUUGCUCUGUAUCUCACUGACGUCUCAGAAGACAACCUAGCAGUGAACAGCAAUGGAGAGGUUCUAGUGAUUGAUGCUGAAAACAUCAUUGUAGUGGACAGGAAGAAGAUAAAGGAAGAUGCAAAACCCGGCUGGGAUGUGAAGCACCAGUCUGAACAUUCAGGAUGUGGAAGUAGAAGAGAAUGUAUCAUGUUCUCACAUACAGAUCUUUGUAAUCAUUACUACAGUGAUCAUAACUACUAUGCAGUGUGUCAAGGGCUAUUUAGUAAAGAUUCCAAGCACGGUGAUGGAGGGUCUCCAUAGCAUUAGUGAUAGCAAUAUUCAAAUGCUCAUAACUUUCUCAUUAUUUGUCAAAUUUUUCUCAAACUUUCGUUGAUCUGUUUCUUUGAUUUUUGUCUCACCUGCAUAGCAGAGUGAGACUAUAGGCGCCGCUUUUCCGACGGCGACGGCGGCGGCGGCGUCAACACCAAAUCUUAACCUGAGGUUAAGUUUUUGAAAUGACAGCAUAACUUAGAAAGUAUAUGGACCUAGUUCAUGAAACUUGGCCAUAAGGUUAAUCAAGUAUUACUGAACAUCCUGCCUGAGUUUCAUGUCACAUGACCAAGGUCAAAGGUCAUUUAGGGUCAAUGAACUUAGACCAUGUUGGGGGAAUCAACAUCAAAAUCUUAACCUAAGGUUAAGUUUUUGAAAUUUCAUCAUAACUUAGAAAAUAUAUGGACCUAGUUCAUGAAACUUAUACAUAAGGUUAAUCAAGUAUCACUGAACAUCCUGCAUGAGUCUCACAUCACAUGACCAAGGUCAAAGGUCAUUUAGGGUCAAUGAACUUUGGCCGAAUUGGGGGUAUCUGUUGAAUUACCAUCAUAACUUUGAAAAUUUAUGGAUCUGAUUCAUGAAACUUGGACAUAAUAGUAAUCAAGUAUUACUGAACAUCCUGUGCGAGUUUCAGGUCACAUGAUCAAGGUCAAAGGUCAUUUAGGGUCAAUGAACUUUGGCCAAAUUGGGGUAUUUGUUGAAUUACAGCCAUAAAUUUGAAAGUGUGUUGGUCUAGUUCAUAAAACUUGGACAUAAUAGUAAUCAAGUAUCACUGAACAUCCUGUGCGAGUUUCAGGUCACAUGAUCAAGGUCAAAGGUCAUGUAAGGUCAAAGAACUUUGGCCACGUUGGGGGUAUUUGUUGAAUUGCCAUCAUAUCUCUAUAAGUGUAUUGGUCUAGUUCAUAAAACGUGGAAAUAAGAGUAACCAAGUAUCACUGAACAUCUUGUGCGAGUUAUAGUAGUUUUCAAAAUCAGCACUGCUGAUAUAUUGAAUCGCGUGAUGCAGGUGAGACGGCCAGAGGCAUUCCACUUGUUCUGUUUUCACACAAGCUUUCUUGUUCCAAAGGUUUCAUUUUCCUUUAAUGUGUAUUGAUGCACACAAGAAACACAAAUGAAGUUAUUUUGUGCAUAGAUUGACUCUGAUUUUUUUUUAUUAGGCAAUCAUGUGAUAUAAGAACAGUAAUGUAGUUUGUGUAAUGAAAUGCAUUUAAGUUAUUUAUCAUAGGUAUAUGUAAACAACUCAUAGAAAUUUGUGAACAACUCAAAGGCUACCACGAUACAGUACACUGUAUAUUGUGAUUCAUGUGUAUUGAAAUAAUUGCAAUUUAGCUUUUUUUAAACUUAUUUAUUCUAUAUGCCACUCUGUUCAUUCAUGAUAUUCAUUGUUCAUUAAAUUAUUAAAUUUGCAAUAAGUAUCUUAUUUGUUUAUUAAUGAAAAAAUAUUAGACAAGCUGUUAUAUUGGACAAUUGUUUAUAUUCAUCUGCCAUUAAACUUUAUUUAACCCACCAAACGUAAAUGUAAAUUUUUCAAAAUAACUUAGCCUCAAUCUUGUACAUAUAGAUUUUGACAAUGUAAUAUCUUGAAAUGAAUCAUUAUCAUAUGUAUGCAUUUUUAAUUAUCAAGAUUUCAAAUUUGUAUUUUGAUUAUGAUCAGUACUACAGAAAACCAUGUAAUUUUAAUGAAUGUGCAAUGAAAUUGAUAACAAUGAUUUAUUUUUGUACUUGAGAAAAUGAUAUGAUUCUGCGCAAAGUUAUGCCAACGUAGAUAGAAGUUAAUAGAGGGGAAUCCACUGUGGGAAAUAAAAUGAUAUGUGUGGAAGAAGAAAUUAAACAGGUUGGUGAAAAUUUGAAAGAAAUUGGACGAAAAUAAGAAAUAUAAUGACAUUACUUGUACAGUUAAUAUGAAACCCAGAUAGGUAUGUUGCAAUUAAUACAAAUUCAUAAACUGAAUUAUAAAUUUCUUAUUUUUUUAAAUCUGAUUCAUACUUACUGAUAUUUGCUUCUUUGAUUUUUUGAUAAAAUUAACAUUACGAAAAUGUCCCGUUAAAAGCUCUCCGAGUUAGCCCUGGCAAACUCGGAAUUGAAACAUUGACUUUUCUGCAGCACCCACAAGAAACCUUAUCAUCCCCCAGACCGCAGAAUGCCCUCGGGUGCGAUAAGGGCUUGAUAACCACAGAAUAUACAACUACUGAAUUCCGACUGAGCUGCAUGGUUGAAUAGCUCUAUGGUUGAAUGAAACUCUCCUGGAACAAAAGUUGUUUCUUAUAAUGGAAAAGUUAUUAACAAGAAUUGGUAUCCCAGAAUAAGCUUUAAAGCAUGUAAAUUGAACUGGUAAUAGAUGAAAUAUACUCAAGAACCCUCUAAACACAGACAUUAUCAACUUGCAUUUCGAAGGGAGUAGCCAAAAUAUGUUAUUUACACAAUAGUCAUAGCCCAUCACUGGUUCUUGGCUGUGGUUUUUAGUUUUACCGCAAGCUAGUGCAGAUAAAUCUGACUUGCUUGAAAUUCUGGACAUCAUGAUUCGUUUUCUUGUUAAUUAUUUCAUCUUCAUUUUAUGAAUAGGACUUCUUAAAUUGAUAGCUAUCCCAGAUAUAACUUUGAAUGGCUGAAAAGGACCGAGUAUAAGCCAAGAUAUGUUAUAUUCGGUGUAUAUGUCUCUCUGCUGAGCGUGCUAACACGUUUGGCCUCGUUUAAAUUGAAACAUUGACUUCCGAGUUUCCCAUGUAGGCAAUCUUCGGGAACUCGGAAGUCAGUGUUUCAAUCUGAAAGACAGCAAACUCGUUAUCAUUGACUAGUCUAAUUCAUAGACCAGUAUACUGUUCUAUAAAUGUAUUUUUGGUUUGUUAUGUAAAUGAGAGUGGUGUAAAUCACUUCACAACUUUUAAUUAAAUGAUGGAAUUAUGAGGUUUAGCGUGGCGAUGAUAAUACUGAUAAAUAAUAUUUCUUAAAGUAUGAAAAAUGAGAUCGCAAUAGAUAUUAAUGAGUAAGCACUCAUUAAUUACACAGAUGGAAAGUGGAAUCGAUAGUGAAACAGAUAUGAGAAUGAGGAAGAAGGGGGAAGAAGGAGGAUCUGAGUCAGAAGGGAAGAAGAAUUAAGAAGCAGAGGGAGAGAGGAAGAGAGAGUAUGUAGAUGGGAUGGGGAGAGCCCGGGGGAGAGAUGACAGGUGGCAGCAAAGAGGGAGAGCUAGAUGAUAAAUCGCGCCUUCAAAAUGUCUGAGUACCAGACUAUCCAACCUAUUAAAUGGGUUUCAUUGAUGCGGUUAACUGUUGCCCACAAGGGACUACUUGUGUUUACUUUCUUCCAUAAGCUUCUUGGAGUUGGAACUCUCCCCUCUUCCAAAGGCAAUGACUCAAAUUUUAAACGAGCGGUUUUCGUCAUGAGUAUUUGAGUUGGAAUCUCCUUUAAAGGAAAUGUUAGUUUUGAUAUCAUUGUAGAUUAUGUGCCUUUAGAAACAGUUAGAAGUGAUAAUGUUUUCUUUGUACAUGCAGAUGGACCAAGUAAAUGCCUUAUCUCGAGUGAACCAUGUACUUCAUGGCUAAAAAACAAUAAAAAAUGCAAUUUUAACCUGCACACAUAACAGAAAUGUUUUGUUUUUUUGAUGUGCAUUUGAAUACAAGGUUUAGAUGUGCUAAAUUUGGGAUCACAAAACUGUAAUAGUUGAUGACAGGUUGACUUUGCUUUUAAGUAACAGUUUUUGUUGUGUCGGUGCAAGAACGCCCUUAGCAAAACAUUUGUGCGCACCCUAUUGGUAAAGAAACGCCCUUAUAUGUGCUGCUAAGAGCGUAUUUGCGCACUUGUGAUGCUCGAAAGUGUGUUUUUGAGGGCGUUAUUGCACUGACAACAAUUCGUUUUAAUAUGAUGUUGUUGGUUUUCUGACUUCUGGGCAUCUACUAGAAAUUACAGCUUAUCUUUUGAGUAUUUAAAGCCUUGAAAAGUAGAUUUACCAUAUUUUGUCUUUUUUGUAUUUAUAACUAAUGUUUGUAUGUUUCAUUGUUAGAAUUCUAGUGGACACCGGUCUUAUCUUUGGAGGAAAAUGUCUGGAUAAAGCAUAUUAGAAUCAAUAAGGCAGAAAUAAUGUUGUGUAUUUUUGCCUCUACAUUUUCAUGUCAUUUUUUUUUCAAGAGGUAAUGGCUUAAACCCAUAUUGAUACUUUGAAUUUAAUGAUAGAUUCGUAGAGCCUGUUGUUGCCAUCAAAGCUUUUUGAUUAGUACCGAUAUUUCUUUUCCUUAUUAUGUUUGGAUAGAAGAGUAGAUUGGCAUAAGUGCAAGAUAGGACCUGAAAUAGAUACUUUAGACUACUGAAAGGAAAAGACUGAUGUUGCCAAUUUCAAGAAUGGAUCUGAUCUAAUUAGGUUUCAAUUAAUUCAUUGUCCAAAUGAGUCUAUAGUGCAAUGUUCUGUUACAUUUCAGCAAUGAGUAAGUUGAACUAUAAAGUCAACUUGUAUUUUUGCAUAAUUGUUGUCAAUAUAACUUUGGUGGAUUAAUGAUACCGUCCAAACACUACAAACAACAUAUAUAUUGAUAUUAUUGAUAAUGAUUCAAUUUCAUAUUAUUGCAAUUUUCCAGACAAAUGAAUUGUUCAAAUGAUUUGUGAGGAUCAGCAUGUAGUAAACAGAUACAAAUUGUA